Messenger RNA from Ylistrum balloti, 1401 nucleotides. RefSeq names its product nuclear hormone receptor HR96-like. Bases 40 to 1401 code for a protein of 453 amino acids. The transcript is spliced from 5 exons. Gene Ontology annotation, biological process: cell differentiation; positive regulation of transcription by RNA polymerase II; negative regulation of transcription by RNA polymerase II. NCBI's taxonomy places the organism in Eukaryota, Metazoa, Mollusca, Bivalvia, Pectinida, Pectinidae. Gene Ontology annotation, molecular function: RNA polymerase II cis-regulatory region sequence-specific DNA binding; nuclear receptor activity; zinc ion binding. The record is from RefSeq and is a predicted model, not a curated record.
GUUUUGAAGAGGAUUAGUAUAGCUCAACGACACACUUAUAUGAAAGGAGGCAUGGAGUGUGACAGUCAAACCUCGGACUGGACAGUUACAUCCCUCAGUAACAGCAAGAAAGACAAACUCUGUCUAGUGUGUGGGGAUAAAGCUCUUGGAUACAAUUUUAAUGCUGUCUCCUGUGAAUCCUGUAAGGCCUUUUUCAGGAGGAAUGCCCACAAGACGAUACGAGGGCGGUGUGAAGGGAAAUGUGACGUAAAUGUGGAAUCUCGUUCCUUCUGUAAAAGAUGCCGUCUCCAAAAGUGCUUUAUUGUGGGCAUGCGGAAGGAUAUGAUACUGAAUGAACAACAGAAAAAAAUACGGAAGCAGAAGAUCAUUAUAAAUAAGUUAAAGAAACAUGGACAAAUACCUCAGGAUGAAUCAUGUGCUGGUACAUCUGAGGAUCUCACUGAGGAAAUUGAGGCAAAGAUUUGCUCUCAAAGUCUCGAUGAACUACGUUCCUCAUUUCCAAAUCUAUCUGAAAAGGAUUUAGGUAUGCUGACAAAAUUAAAGCAAGAAAAUAAGGAGGAUAAAAGCCUUAGUUCAAGCCCAGAUGCUCAGAGUUGUCCUUCUUGGACAGAUUCAAAAAAAGAUACUGAAGACGUUAUCAGUUUGAUGUCAGAGAUGAAUCGCAGUUUAGUUAGGGAACUGGUUCGGGCAAAUGAGGACAGUGCCUUUCUUGCCAACACUUCAACAGAGAUUAGAAGUAUACCAACGAAUGCUACAGAGUUCAUCAAUGUGGCUGAAGGUUUUGUGCGUAGAGUAAUUAAGUUAGCAAAAAGUGUUGAAUUUUUUAAGAUGGUAAAAAGAGAGGACCAAAUUGCUUUGCUUAAAGGUUCAGUUACAGAAAUCAUGAUGUUGCGGUCAGCUGUGAAUUAUGAUGUUGCAACGGAAUCGUGGAGUCUGAGUACGAAAAGCUGUUUGAACAAAGACAUGACAACUAAAGUGCCCCUUGAUGGUAGCUCAGGAAAUCCAUCCGUUUCAAAAAUUGGCGCUGAAUUGCUGAAAAAAGGCAGCAGUGAAAUGCGUGCAAUGUUUAUGUCAUAUUCCACAUUCAUUAAAGCUCUUAUGAGAACAAUCAAAGGGGAUGUUUUAAUGCUCAAAUUACUUAUUAUGUUAUCAUUAUUCUCAUCAGACCGCCAGGGCCUUGAAGAAAAACAAAAGAUCGAGGAGAUCCAGGAAUACUAUGCCCAGAUACUGCAGUCGUACAUUUCAAUACGUUUCCCUCACAAUAAGGUUCUCUUUGCCAAGAUACUUAUGAAGCUCACUGACCUGCGGGACAUCAACGAAUUACACACAAAGAUGUUACUCCAAAUGAAAGUGGAAAGCAUUGAGCCGUUGCUAGUAGAAAUAUUUGAUCUCCCUGUCUAA